GCCUUGUCGCAAGACUACUUUGCUGUUUCUGGGAGAAAGCCAUCUGCCGUGUUUAUCUGGAAUUGGCGGAAAGGGGUUCGCUUAUCUAACAGGCGUCUAUAUUGUUAAGGACAACAUUAUGAUGAUCAGCGUGGAUGGACUUGUGCACGUGUUUGAUAUAUUCGAUCCAUCCAAACAGACAGCCACGUUCACCUUACCCGCAUGCAACAUGCCAUGUCUGGAAUACGAUGGCUCGUUAAGCAUUGUACUAGCUCCGUUCGCUGCUCGACGAAUCCAUCAUUUCAAAUGGGAUCCCGUGCCAUCGUCCACGGCUGUGGAUCCCAACAGUAAUGGUAGCAGCGACAGCGGCGAUUCACCUUCAAGCUCUCCCACCAACGAGCAGCAUCCACAUCAGCAGUUACCGCCACAGCCACCAAAAACAUUGACCAGUUCCAUUUCCUCCCUACUUAGCCGACCAAAACGCCAGCGCACAUAUAUCGAUACAGCUGGACGCAAAGCAGCACGGUCAUUACGGCGAUACUCUUCUUACAACGAAUAUGGAUACGCAUGCCAAGCCCGAACGGCCCAUUACAUUAAACAAGUCCAAGAAAAGGAAAGACACAACAACAGCAACAAUGGGGAUAAUGAUACCAACAACACACUGGGCGAGCCCAAUUUCCGUAGCAGGCUACGACUGAUCAGCUCCAUCAGGACAUCUCCUCUGGGCUGGACAACUCGGCAAGUCGUCAACAUAGCUGUGCAUAACGACCGCGUUGCUAUCGCCAAUCGGCAUGGAGAUAUUGCUUUAUUUGCAUUGAACGGCACAACAGCGGCUCAUGUGACGUUCAAAAACGGGAAACGACAAUGGAUCGAAGAGGACGCAGCCCAGUUCCGAGACGAGGACGACCUUUCGGACGGUUAUGAUUUUAUAAGAGGCCGACUAGCCAUGGGCAGCAUGGGUAUCAUUUACGGUGGACGCGAUGGUAGCUUGUGGUGGCUCGAUUUCAGCUGUAGGCCAGAAGAUCCUUCUUCUUCCCGUUAGUUUCAAAACCAAAAGCUAACACUGAAGCUUGUUUCAAGGGAUCGGACGUAGUGCCACCAUUUUGGCUAUGCACAUUUUUUUGUAUUUAAUAAACGACCUUCUUUCUCGUAGCACUGUUUUCUAAGGAAACUUACAGGCAUGUAU
Molecule: messenger RNA, 1165 nt
Organism: Zychaea mexicana
Lineage: Eukaryota; Fungi; Mucoromycota; Mucoromycetes; Mucorales; Lichtheimiaceae
Exons: 2
Coding region: 119-1021 (300 amino acids)
Source: RefSeq, a predicted model, not a curated record